CUCUCUCUCUCCUCUAUUGCAGAUUUCAAAAUGGCGGCGUUUAGAACCUCGCGAGUAGAGAGCCUCUGUAUCGCGAGCAUUUCGCGCGGCGGCCUCUUCAGUGAAGCCAUUUAAAGCCUGACCACCUUGUCGCCGGGAGGCGUAGAUCAUCUCUCGCUGCUGGCCGAACUGCAAUAAUGAUUAAACGGAUAGCUGAUCGCACGGAGGAGUCGGAUGACAAGAAGCCGGCCGAGCAGCCCGCAUCCAGUGAGCCAGCCCAAGUGAAAGAACCAGAGCCGUGCUUUCACCGCAGCAGUGCCAUACUGCUGGCACACCGUGGAGUGAAGCCUCGAGAGCUGGUGGUGGCCAAGAGCUCGCUGACCAAGAGGGCUCCCCUCGUUGCUGCUGAAGAGACGGUGACAACCAGCAGGGUUACGGGGAGAUCGGGACCACAGAUGUGUCCCGUCUGCAAGAAAAUAAUCAGCAGUGCCAGCAAUCUCAGGCAGCACUACACCAUAUGCCACACUUCUUCAGAACGGCCCUUUGCAUGUGACACGUGCCAGAAGCGUUUUAAUACUGAGAGUAACCUGAGGCAGCACCGACGAACGCAUACAGGUGAGCGGCCCUUCCCGUGUCCACACUGUGACCGUUCGUUUGGUACGUCCACGAAUCUGAGGCAGCACGAAAGGACUCACACAGGCGAGCGGCCAUUUGCCUGCUCUGAGUGCCCUCGUGCCUUUCAGACGUCCAGCAAUCUGAGGCAGCACCUGCGCAUACACACUGGCGAACGGCCGUUCCCCUGUCCAGAGUGUGGUAAACGUUUUGGCUCAUCCGCUAACCUCAGGCAGCAUCGCAAGACGCACGAUAAUCACCGGUCUUCUAAGAAGGAGGAAAGUGAAGAUGAGGCACCGAGGCCGGACACUGUCAUUCUGGUUGAGAUGGAGGAACCCAAUGAGAUGAUUGUGGGCUACCAGAGUGUAGCCGAUGGAACUGCUUACAGGCACUGGCGAAUCUUCGUUGCACACCAACGUGAUUGUCUUCUGGCAAUCUCCGUCAUGUGGUUCUGUCAUCUAUUACUGUUUAUUUUUUCUAUUAUAUAUUGUCUACAAAGGCACCCGUGCUCGAUCCAACAAAGCAUGUCUGGCCAGCCCUGCCCACAGAGCCUGCUGGCUCAGAUAUCGGCCAGUGUGCUAGUCAAGAAUGAAGGCCCCGAUGAAGUGGUGCCUGACGAGGCCCUCGAAGUGGCUGCUGCUGAGGUGAUGGAGGCUGCGUCCGGUGAACUGCAAGCAGCCGAUGCUGUGGAGACCAUCUUGGUGCCCGAUGAGGAAUUUCAUGGCACGGUGGUGCAGGCAGUUGAAGAAGUGCAAGAAGACAUCACAGCUGAGGUCAUGGCUUCUGUGGACAACACAGUCCUUUGCAAGAUGGAGCCCUGUGAGAAGAGCAGCGAGAUCUGGGUGCUUGGCGACAUAAUCACAGUGGAUGAGCAGGCUCACUGCAUCCUGACCGAGCAUGUGGCUGGUGCCAGCAGUACUGACACCGAAGCCCUUCUAGGGGGCCCCAAGCACGCAUGUACCGACUGCGGCAAGGAGUUCACAACGGUGUUCCACCUUCGUCGGCAUCGGCGUAUUCACACGGGUGAGCGGCCCUAUCCAUGCAAGGUGUGUGGCCAGUGCUUCCGGCACAGCACAUCACUCAAGGUGCACAUGCGCCGGCACACUGGCGAGGAGCCCUUUCAGUGUGCUGUCUGCUCAAAGACCUUCAAGGAUCCAGCUAACUUCAAGGUCCACCAGAAUUCUCACUCCAAGGAGCGGCCUUAUGCCUGCCGUGUGUGUGAGAAGCGCUUCAAUGCAGCCUCCACGCUGUACGCUCACAUGAAGAUACACACGGGCGAGCGGCCGUACACGUGCACCAUCUGCAACCGCUCCUUCACGUUCAACAACACGCUGGUGCGUCACAUCCGCACCCACACGGGUGAGAAGCCGUACAAGUGUGAGCUGUGCCCGCUGCGCUUCUCCACCGCGUCCAACUUGUCUUCGCAUCGCAAGAAGCACUCGCAGGAGCGACAGUUUCACUGCGAGAUCUGCCCGCAGGAGUUCUCCACGGCAACCGCACUGGCCUCGCACGUCAAGACCCACACCGGCGAGCACGCCCACCAGUGUGAGGUGUGCUCCCGAGGAUUCGCCAAGUUUGCCGGCCUGCAAGCGCACAUGCGCAAGCACACUGGCGAGCGAGCCUUCUAUUGCGCCGAGUGUGGCAAAGGAUUCACACGCAAGCUGCACCUCAAGCAACAUGUGGCGUCCGAGCACGAGCCAGUGCGACCAGUGGCCACGUGUGAAGUGUGUCAGCGUGACUUUGUCAACGUUGAGUCCCUCCAGGUGCAUAUGAAGACACACAAUGUGUCCAGGGGGACGAGUGCAAUUGUUGUCUACAUUAACAAAAAGUGAG
This is a messenger RNA of Rhipicephalus sanguineus (brown dog tick), 2424 nucleotides long. RefSeq names its product zinc finger protein 135. Bases 177 to 2423 code for a protein of 748 amino acids. Gene Ontology annotation, molecular function: RNA polymerase II cis-regulatory region sequence-specific DNA binding; DNA-binding transcription factor activity, RNA polymerase II-specific. The transcript is spliced from 6 exons. The record is from RefSeq and is a predicted model, not a curated record. Gene Ontology annotation, biological process: regulation of transcription by RNA polymerase II. Lineage: Eukaryota; Metazoa; Arthropoda; Arachnida; Ixodida; Ixodidae.